Molecule: messenger RNA, 10293 nt
Organism: Culex quinquefasciatus (southern house mosquito)
Lineage: Eukaryota; Metazoa; Arthropoda; Insecta; Diptera; Culicidae
Gene: cut
Product: homeobox protein cut
Exons: 8
Coding region: 1334-6994 (1886 amino acids)
Biological process (GO): regulation of DNA-templated transcription
Molecular function (GO): DNA binding; DNA-binding transcription factor activity, RNA polymerase II-specific
Source: RefSeq, a predicted model, not a curated record
GUCGUCCAAGACCAGGCUCGAACUCGGAACCGUAGAGCUCGCGCGCGCGGGGCAGAAUCAGCAAGCGGGCAAAAAACACACAACCGUCGUCGACGAGAAAGAGACCGCGCGCUCGCCAACAGUGUAAUAUGAUUGAAUUGGAUUAGUCAACUGCUGGUAUUAUACCAGAAAACAUCGUUUUUUGAUAGGGGUUCGAUAGGCGAUUUGAGUGAGCGCGAGCGGGGUUUCGCCAAAAACUUGCCAAUCGGGAAUCGGCACGCGCGCGUUUCAGGGUCGUGUCGUCGAGAAUCCGCUUGGAACCCGGCCGUGACUUGUUCCGGAGAAAUUCCGGAAUAUCCGCGCGCACUCCUGUGCACAUUCCUGUGCAUGGUUGAAGGAAAAGAAAUUCUGCGCAGGUGUUUUCUGCGGCUAUUGUUUGUUUUAUAUUUCAUGAUUUUGAGGAAAAAUUGCGAAGAAAGUGCCAGUCCAAGUGACCGAAGUAGGCCUGUAACGGCUGAUCGAUGACGGUCUACUGCGAUCUGUGACAAGCAAAUGAUGCGUAACGGUGCGUGUGAUUUUUGAGUUUGACAGCGAGAGAAAAAAAAAACAACAAACCAAGAAAAAAAUGUUUUUAUUUUAGCGUUAAUGAAAAUUAAUUAAGACACACCGGCUGAUCGGUGCCCGCUCCCACACACAGUCGACCGAGACUUCGGAAGCUGCCGAACGGGCGAAGAAAAAUUGUGACAAAACUCGAAAAUAGAUUUCCGAGCGUGACACACUCACGCAAUGGUGAGGAAGAGAAGUAUUGCGCUUCGUGGGAAAAAUUUGUGCGUUCGUUGUUCACAGCUAAUGCGAAAUUAAUUUCUGACCUCGAGAGUGUUCAGAACCCCCCGAAAAAAAACAACAACAACAAAGCAGUCGAAGAUCUGAAAAGGUGGAUGUGAUUUAAUGACCCCAAAACGGCACACAGUGGUCGUAAAAUCAUCGAAAACAACAAAAACAAAACCCACCACAACACAAAAGUGCAAUUUUAUGACAGCUGUCAAAAUGCAAUAAAAAGCCAAUUUAUCGACCGCAGAUGCAGUUUCGACGGCGAAGAAAGAAGAUGCUGCUGAUCGAUAUCGGCGAAUGACCUCUCCACAAAUUCUGAGAAGAAAGGAAGAAUCAUUGUUGUGCACACACACACCCAAACACGCUGAAAACACAGUUUGACUCGAGUGAGCAAUUAACCCAGCGAAGACGCGACGCCGCCAGCUUGACCACGGCCUCCCUGGCGAAGACCCCGGGCGGCGCUUCGACGUCGACGUCGUCGGCAGAGGUCGUCGGUGCCCCGGAAGUGCCCACCGACCACCGAAUGCAGCCAACCGCACCGCAGAGCACGGGAGGUGGACCUGAUAUGGACCUCCCCACCGUACAGUCCAUGGAUUGGGUGUUCCAGAACAAGCAGCUCUACUUCCUCGCGCAGUAUCUCGCACAGCAAGCUGAAAAGAAGGAAAAACUAUCGACCACAGCCGCCAGCAUGGACGGGUUGUUGAACGCCGCAGCCGGCACCACCACCACCACCGCCAACGCCACGUCCCCGCUGAUGAGCGCCGUCCUGGAGCAGAACGGCGUUACGCCGCCGUCCCCCUCGACGACGCCCCUGUCCGAGGCGGGCAGCACCAGCGGGAAGCUGCUGAUGGACAGCAGCCCGGAUAAGCCAGCCAGCCUGGACGGCGAUGCCCGGCUGGACCUGCUGCGCGAGGUCAAGGCGCUGACCAUCAACAACAACAACAACAGUAGCAGCAACAACAACAACAAAAGCAGUAGUGACAGCUGCAGCAGGGUCAGUCCCAGCCCCGACAAGGACGAAAGUGGGUUAGAUGGUAGCGAACAGGCUAGCAGUAACGACAAAGGCAGCAGUAACGUGCACUGUAACGCAAGUAACGCCAACGAAAGCACAAACAGCACGUCGAAUAACAGCAGCAGUAGCAGUAGUAACGUCGAGGCCAAGGAAGGUGACUCCAAGGAGACCGAAAGCCGGACGACCAGAACGCUGGCGGAGGAACUGUCGGCGAAAAAUAGAGAGAUAUCGGCCCUGUUCGAGGAAGUGGCCCGCCUGCGGACGGCCAUCGCCAACAUCCAGGAGUCGCACAACGUGCAGAUCCAGCGGCUAGAGGACCGCCUCGAGGAGAAGCGGCAGCACAUCGUGCGGUUAGAAUCUCGCAUCGAGAAGCAGCAGGACUUUGACGAUCUGAAGAAGGAAAACAACAUUCUCCGAUCGGUCGACCUGAGCACGUCGCACGACUCGAAGCAGUUCCAGGAACUGCUGCUCGAACGCACCAAAGCCCUGGCGGCCCAAACCGAGGCGAUCAAGUCGUCCAACUCCGAAGGAUCUCCGUCGAGCGGCCAGCCGAAGCCCGCUUCGUCGCCAGCAGCGACGAGCAGCUGCAGCACCGCCACGACCACCAUCCCCACUCACGCUGCUAACGCUUGUAACGCUAGUAACGACCACCUGCCUGUCAACAACAGCAGCGGCAGCAGCAGUAAUGGCAACGCCGUUAGCACUAGUAGCAUUAGCAUUAGCACGCCCGCAGCAAUCAGCACAACGGCUGCAAGUAACAACAACAACAACAUCAACAGCAUCAGCAACAGCUUUGUCUCGAGUCGGAGGCCCAGCGUGACGCCGUCACCGUCGGCCAUUGGUCCGCUGGUGGGCCCUCCGGCCCACGUGAUCUCCGGUAGCAAUAGCCUAGCCCAGCUCAGCUCCUUCCUUCCGCCUCCGUUGCAAAACGUUGAACAGUUUGGCUCGUUUCUGGGUGAGGAGAUUGUCAGCACCUGGCGGCACGGUCUGGAACUACCCCCUCCACCACCGGGCCUGGCCGCGGCAGCAGUCGCCGCCGCCGCACGCAACCAUUCGCAACAGUUACUAAUGAACCACAACCAUCAUCCUCCUCCUCCACCUCCCACAGAUCUGAUUCACCACGAGCAGGACAAGGCUAGCUCCCACCAUGAUAACAACUCUUCGAGUGCGAGUACGCCGAUCCUGCAGGAGAGCUCCCGCCACGACGAGCUCAUGAACGGCGGUGGCCUGACCCCGAUGCGGAUGUCCAAGAGCCCGCUGGAGGACAACAACAACACCCUGCUACCCCUGCCAAACACCGGCCCAAGCCUGAUACAGGGUCUGCCGUUCCAGUUCCAGGAGCGCGGUCACUUCCGGUUCGCCGAAGACCUCCAGCUGCCGCCCGGCGCGAUGGUUGGCCGCCUCGGCGACUCGCUCAUCCCCAAGGGUGACCCCAUGGAGGCCAAACUGCAGGAAAUGCUCCGCUACAACAUGGACAAGUACGCCAACCAGAACCUGGACACGCUGCACAUCUCGCGGCGCGUCCGGGAGCUCCUGUCGGUGCACAACAUCGGCCAGCGCCUCUUCGCCAAGUACGUGCUCGGCCUGUCCCAGGGCACCGUCUCCGAGCUGCUCUCGAAGCCCAAACCGUGGGACAAGCUGACCGAAAAGGGUCGCGACAGCUACCGGAAGAUGCACGCCUGGGCCUGCGACGAGAACGCCGUCCUGCUGCUCAAGUCGCUGAUCCCGAAAAAAGGUAAAGAACCCGGAAUGCCAUCGUUUGGCCGGCCCGAGGGCUCCGACAUGAACGACGACCGAAUCCAGCACAUUCUCUCGGAGGCCCAAUCGAUGAUCAAGCGGGAUCCGCCGCCGGGUCCGCACCACCCGCAUCCGCACCCGCAGCUGCACCAGCAGCUCCAGCUGCAGCAGCAACUGCAGCUCAACUCGCUGGACGACUCCCAGCACAGUGAUAACGACUCCAAGUCGCCGCACAGCCGGGACGUCCAGUCGCCGUUUGCCAAAGAUUACCUGAACCGACGGGCCGCGAUGAAGAAGUUCAGCGACAACAACGACGACAUCCCCCAGGACAAGAUCGCCAAGAUCUACCAGGAGGAGUUUUCGAAGCUGAUCAGGAGUCCGCGCGAGUUUCCAAAUUUCCUCUUCCCGCACUUCCUCGGCGGUGGCAUGCCACCCAUGGAGCGCCCAGCCCAGGACGACAACAUCCGGAUGGCGCUGGAGGCGUACCAUCGCGAGCUGGCCAAGCUGCAGCAGAAUGCCGCAGCUGGAGCCGGCAUCCCCAGCAUGCCAAACAUCUCCAACCUGCCCAACUUCCUGGCGUUGCACCAGCAACACCAACAACAACAGCAGCAGCAGCAGCAACAAGCCGCAGCUCAACAGCAGCAACAACCCCCUCACCAUCCGACCGGACUCAACGGCUCCGUUCAGGAUCUCUCGCUCCCAAAGGAGAAACAGAUGGCCGCCGCCGGCAGCAAGCUAAACGGCUCGAUGACCGACCUCGAGAGCGAAAUCGACGCCGCCAACAAGGAGGUGGACGACGCCAUGAAGCACAGCGCGUUCAGCAUGGUCAAGCCCAAACCCGAACCGGGCACGUGCACUCCCACCACCACGGCUUCGUCCGCCCCGAGCCCCAUCAGCAACAGCAUCCUGCCACCGGUGAUCGCCCCGUCGGAGGAGUUCUCCGUCUCCGCCAGCCCGCUCCAGCGAAUGGCCUCCAUCACUAACUCGCUCAUCACGCAACCUCCGGUCACGCCGCACCACUCUUCGCAGCAGCGACCGCUCAAAGCCAUCCUGCCUCCGAUCACUCAGCAACAGUUUGAUCUCUACAACAGCCUAAACACCGAGGACAUUGUGCGCCGGGUCAAGGAAUCCCUCUCCCAGUACUCCAUCAGCCAACGCCUCUUCGGCGAGUCCGUGCUCGGCCUGUCCCAGGGAUCCGUGAGCGACCUGCUCGCCCGGCCCAAACCCUGGCACAUGCUGACCCAAAAGGGCCGCGAACCGUUCAUCCGCAUGAAGAUGUUCCUCGAGGAUGACAACGCCGUGCACAAGCUAGUCGCCAGCCAGUACAAGAUCGCGCCGGAAAAGCUCAUGCGAACCGGCAACUACAGCGGAACGCCCCAAAUCCCCGGCAUGAUGGUCAAAAACAUGCCCCCGAUGCCCAAGAUGCUCAGCGACUCCAUCAACAAGCUCCAGCAAGACCAAAAGACGCUCCUCCAGCUGCAAAUGUCCCAGAUGCAGCAAAUGCCACCCACUUCCCAAGCGCAGCAAAUGCAACAGCACCAGCAGCAACUCCACCAACAGCAACUCGCAGCCGCCGCCGCUGCCCAGCAUCAAGCCCAACAAGAAGCCGCUGCGGCAGCAGCGGCCGCCGCCGUUCGCCAACCCCCCUCCUCCCAACCAUCCCCCGUCCCCAGUCAAACCUCCCAAUCCAGCCGGCAGCAACCAUCGCCGCAAACGAUGCUGCUAACCCCGCCCGGAAUCCCCCCGCAACACGCCAUCACGCUCCAAACGCCCCACGGAGGCGGUGGAGGUGCCCCCUCGGACAAAAAGUCCUCCUCCAUCAUGAUGGGUAUCCACUCGCCCCAGCAGCAGCAGCAGCAGCAGCACACCCCGCCCUCGUCCGGCCAGCCCGGACCGCCGCCGGGGGUAAACUCGAUGCGCGGAGCGCUGCACCAGCACAUCUCGCCGACUGUGUACGAGAUGGCGGCGCUCACCCAGGACCUGGACACCCAGGUCAUCACGACGAAGAUCAAGGAGGCGCUGCUCGCGAACAACAUCGGGCAGAAGAUCUUCGGCGAAGCCGUUCUCGGUCUUUCGCAGGGAUCCGUCUCGGAACUGCUCUCCAAGCCUAAACCCUGGCACAUGUUGAGCAUCAAGGGCCGGGAACCGUUCAUCCGGAUGCAGCUGUGGCUCAGCGAUUCCAACAACGUCGAGCGGCUACAAAUGCUCAAGAACGAGCGACGCGAAGCCAGCAAACGGCGAAGGUCAACGGGACCGGGGGCGCAAGAUAACAGCUCGGACACCAGCAGCAACGACACGUCCGAGUUUUACCACUCGAACUCGCCCGGACCGGGAUCGGUCGGAUCGGCUGCGGCCCCUCCCAACAAGAAACAACGCGUGCUGUUCUCCGAAGAGCAGAAGGAAGCGUUGCGGCUGGCGUUUGCGCUGGAUCCGUACCCGAACGUGCAGACGAUCGAGUUUUUGGCGACGGAGCUGGGUCUUUCGACGCGAACCAUCACCAACUGGUUCCACAACCACCGGAUGCGACUGAAGCAGCAGGUCCCGCACGGGCAGCCCUCGGAGCCGAUUCCCUCGCGGGAGAACCAAACCGGCGCGCCGUUCGAUCCGGUCCAGUUCCGCGUGCUGCUGAGCCAGCGGUUGAUGGAGAUCCAGAAGGAGCGGCUGGGACUGAGUGGGGUUCCGCUGCCGUACCCGCCAUACUUUGCCGCCAACCCGAAUCUAGCGGCGCUCAUCGGCCGAGGGUUCAUCCCCGGCGAUGUGGACCUGGCCGCGCUCAACAAAGCCGUCAGCGAGCAGAUGAGCGGGCUGGACCUGUCGAUGCCGUCGUCGGUGAAGCGAGAGGGCGAGGAGGAUUACGAGGAGGACGGUGACCACGACGGGGAGAGUCACGUUUCGGACUCAGAAUCGAUGAACGACAACCGGGGCGGAGACGGAACGGACGACCAGCACUCGGUGUCGGGGCUUUCGUUGGCGAGCCUGCACGCCAUGUCGCGGAUCAGCCGGAGGAAGCCGGCGGCGCCGCAGUGGGUCAACCCGGACUGGCAGGCCGACGACAAGAAAUCCAACAUUCCAGGCGGUGAAAAGAAGGACGCCGCCGACAUCAUCAACGGCGUGUGCGUGCUCCAGCCGGACAACGUGCCAUCGGUGCAGCAACGGUUUGUUGCGGCGAUGGCGGCGGCGGCUGCGGCCGUAGCAGCGGCUGCGUCCGGCAGCGAUCACGACGAUCAGGACGAUGCCAGAUCGACGCACUCGAGGCAAUCGGGGGAGGAGCAGCGAGAGGUUGGUGAGGAGGAGGGUCGUGCGGAAAAGGACGCUUCCGAGUCGGCGGCGGCGGCUGCGACCACGGUGGAAAACAGUGGUGACAACUCCGAGAAGGAGGUCCAGGUCAAGACGGAACUGAUGGAGGAGGGUGGAGGUGAGCGGUGGGAGUAUUAAGCGCGCGCGCGUCAGGUGACAGGUUAUGAACCAAAACACGAGGCGCGCCCGGCAUGCUGCGAUCGGGAAACAAAAUGGCAAGGUCAGUGCAAUCGAAAACAAAAAUAGCUAAAACAAAGAGAGAGAAGGAGAGAGAGGUAAACAAUAACAGAUAAACAAAACAAAAAAAAAAACAGAGUAAAGUCUGAACGCGCUUCCGCGAGCUUUCAAGAAGUGGCGAAAGUGGCCAGUUUGCAGACGAAAAUGUGAUUACAGAAGAAUGUCUCCCGCAACUCUUCUACCUUUUUUAAGUUGUUAUCCAUGUUUUACCGCGUGUAGGAAAGCUCGUACUAUUCUUUUUAAGUGUAUAGAAGAUAGAUAAAGAAAAACUGUCUGACUGCGAUCCAACUUCCUCAGUUGUAAACGUACAUGUUUAUAAAUAUUUCUUACAAAAAACAAUUAUUUUUCCUGUAAAUACUUCGUUUUUACGUAACUUACAAACGGCUAAGUUUACUCUUUUUUCCUUCUUUUGAACUAUCAAUAUAAGAAGACUGUUACAGCAAGUUUUAAAUAUAAUAUUGACGAGAAAGGUAAAAUAAUUAGUAGAUUUUAAGCCGCUAGCCUAACUUCUAAGUCGAAUAAACACACACACACACAUACACACUUUUUUAUAAAGGGAUGACCCGAGAACCUUCUAUAUUUUUCUGUUUUUAGCUGUAAAACAAACCACGGGAAACAUGAUAAGUUUUCCCCUCAAAUUGCAUUUACUUCUACCCCAAUUUGAACUCAAUCAACACGAACACACACACACACAAUUGAUGAUGAAAAUAAUAACAUGAACGUACUUAUAGGUGAAUAAAUAGCGAUAAAUGUCUCCAUCGAAAAAGUUUGAAAAAACACACUUUUUCGCAUAAAAGUUAAAAUAAUCAAAAAGUGGGCAAAUCGCGAACGCAAAAUCAAAACAAAAGGGUGGAGGAGAUUCAGCAAACUUAUAUUCUUGGGAAGCUUAUUUUGUACAUAGAUAAACAAUGUGAAUAGAUUCCCGAUUUGAUGAACCUACACAAAUAAGAUGAAAAUGGCCAAAUAUUUAGCUGGUAGUGAAAAACCGUCGUGGGAAAUAGAUAAAAUUUUAUGAUUAUUUUAAACGUCGCGAUCCUUUACACCAAUAUGGGUUUGGCUUUUAGCACAGCAUCACAGCAAGCCGAGAGGGUUUGAUUAACCUUUUUUGCGUUCAAAUUUUAGAAACCUCAGUUUCCAUAGCCUGCUGAGUGCGGAAACGGAAUUAUUACACAAUUAGAGCAAAACGUUACAGGAUUUUAGAAUGAAAAAAAGUAAAACUCCUUCCCUUUAAUAUUUGCAUGAUUAUACAAAAAAUCACCACUUUGAACAAGCUAACACAACAAAAAAAAUAACAAAUAAAGAAACGAUCUCAAAACCAACCAAAUAUAUUUAAACACAAACGAACAAAAAAAAAAAAAUAAAGAAAGUGAGAGAAGCAGCAAAUCUCCGUAAGCAAAUAAGAUUGUCAUUAAAAAGUCAGUAAUCGAAUUUCCAAACUCGUUUUAGACGCCCGCCGCUGCGCGGCAAAUUCUUCUUCUUUUUGUCACAGCUGAAGAAUUCGCCAAAAUGGCGCGCUGCGUCGCAAAGGUGUGAAUCUCUUUUGUACAUAUAUAUUUUCCUCAGUUUAGAUGAAAACAAAAAAUUAAAUGCGUAUUUAAAAGUAAAACUUAUGCAGCAUUAAUUUGAAGUCGGAAGAAAAACAAACAAAACAUGAAUUUAGCCCCCGAGCAAAAAUAAGUAAAAAAAAGAACAAGAAAUUGAGAAAAUUGUUUAUUUUUCUCGCCCCGAAGAUGAACGCAUAUCCGAAUUUAAUGGAACAAAGGUCUAGUAUUUAUUCAGAAUUUUAACAAAACGAACAAAGAAAUCUUACUCAACACACACACACACACAUUUGACAUCAUCCAUAAUUACGUGUGAAAAAAACGCAAAAAGAAAAAAGAUAAAGGAACCACAGUCCUUGCAAAAAUAAAAACAAACGUUAAAUUGUAUAGCGUUAAUUGGGUUUCUUAAACAUUUCUUUUCUGACGCGAUGAUUUUCUCCCGGGAAUCAACCUGCAAAAAGUUGGUUCGUGGCGAGGAAAGUGUAAGAAAAUCUUAUUAAAAAUUACACAUUAUGAUAAAGAAAGAAACAAUCAAAUUGUUUGAUUUAAAACGAAAAUAGCUAGGAAUGUGAAUUUUAUACAAGCAGAAUAUAAAUUAUUAAAGAAAACAUUAAUAAUCCAGUAAAAAAAAUCAAGAUUGGAACAAACAAGUAAUUUUAAAAAGAAACAGGAAAAUUGCAAUACGUAAAACACAGCAUUCAAAAAAUAACCCCCAAAAAAAAGAGUCAACAUUCUUUGGAAGCGAAAAAAAAGUUUUAAAAAACGAAAAGGCGCGCGCUCAUAGUUCAAAUGUUUAUUUCCUUAUAUGUUUUGUGUUCUCAAAGAGUUUACAAUUGCAAUUUUUGAAUCGAAUCGAAACGAAAACCUUUAAAUUAAAAAUAAAAACUACAAAAGUCGACUUUACGAAAGUUGCGCUGUCGUACCCGCACACAAGCCCCCCCACAAAUUAAGUUUUUAAGAGAGAGAAAAAAAAUGGAAUUUGUUAACUUAUUAUCGGUUAGUUUUUUAAAAGCAUAUUAUAUCUUAUUCUCUAUUAUUAUUGAAAUACCUUUAAAGAAUUAGAGAAAAAAAAAACAAUAAUGCUACGUUCUAAUUUUACUGAACACGGAUCCGCUUCGGAUGAGUUCAACCGUACCUUUCCCUUAUUUUAGCAAAAAAAAAGAAACAACAAAAAAAAAAAACGCGAUGGUUUAGUUUAGGGAAAAACGUGCAUGAAAAGUGUGUGUAGAUAAAUGAAGCGAAAUAAAGUUAAUUCUUUCCCCCCGCGUAAGCAAAAAAAUAAAAAAACAAAAAACAUCCAACAAUCAGAACAAACAAAAAACUGUAGUAAAAGUGGGUUUUAUUUGAACGGGAAAACCGUGCAAACAAAAGGUGGUAAUUAUAAAGCAGGCAUUGUAAAAUUUAAGUGUCUAUACAAGAACAAGAAACACACACACAUCCACACAAACAAAAACACACAGAAACGAAGAAAAAAACACGUGGAGUUAAGGUAAAUUGUAACAUGUAAUGGAAAAUAUUUAAAAACAAAAAAAACGGCAAAAAAUUAAAUAUACAAGUUUAGCUCUAGCCAUGAAAUGAAGAAACGGAAAUCCAGAACUUUCGAUGCUCGGAGGCAAACCGUGAAAAUUUUGAAAGGAUCGUAAAAAAUAAAACAAAAAA